AUGCUAAAGUAGCCGUGCUGGGGGCUUCUGGAGGAAUCGGGCAGCCCCUUUCUCUUCUCCUGAAGAACAGCCCCCUGGUGAGCCGCCUCACCCUCUACGACAUCGCUCACACACCCGGAGUAGCCGCUGACCUGAGCCACAUCGAGACCAGAGCAGUUGUGAAAGGCUACCUCGGACCCGAGCAGCUGCCCGACUGCUUGAAAGGCUGUGAUGUGGUGGUUAUUCCGGCAGGAGUCCCAAGAAAACCAGGCAUGACACGGGAUGACCUGUUCAACACCAAUGCCACCAUUGUGGCCACCCUGACUGCCGCCUGUGCCCAACACUGUCCUGAAGCCAUGAUCUGCAUCAUUGCCAAUCCUGUUAACUCUACCAUCCCAAUCACAGCGGAAGUCUUCAAGAAACACGGGGUAUACAACCCCAACAAAAUCUUCGGUGUGACAACCCUGGACAUCGUCAGGGCCAACACUUUUGUUGCAGAACUGAAGAGUUUGGAUCCAGCUCGAGUCAACGUUCCUGUCAUCGGCGGCCAUGCUGGGAAGACCAUCAUCCCUCUGAUCUCUCAGUGCACUCCCAAAGUGGACUUUCCCCAGGACCAGCUGACGACCCUCAUCGGGCGCAUCCAGGAGGCAGGCACGGAGGUGGUCAAGGCAAAAGCUGGAGCAGGCUCUGCCACCCUGUCCAUGGCGUACGCUGGUGCCCGCUUUGUCUUCUCCCUUGUGGACGCCAUGAAUGGAAAGGAAGGAGUGGUUGAAUGCGCCUUUGUGAAGUCACAAGAAACGGAUUGCAGCUAUUUCUCCACGCCAUUACUGCUGGGGAAAAAAGGCAUUGAGAAGAACCUAGGCAUCGGCAAAAUCUCCUCCUUUGAAGAGAAGAUGGUGGCCGAGGCCAUGGCGGAGCUGAAAGCCUCAAUCAAGAAGGGAGAAGACUUUGUAAAGAGCAUGAAAUAAGAAGACAGUCAGAGUGUUAGGUUUCCUUAAUUUAUUAAGGCAUCAUGUCACUGUGAAGCCAUGUCAGGUACCUUUGUAUUUUAAUUUGCAUCAAUGUUUAUUGUAUUAACAUCAUCCCUUCCAUAUUGUCAGUUGGCCUAUUGGUGCAUCAAUAAAAGCGGUCUUUGGUUUUCUUUUUCAAGGUCCUCUCUGUAAA
This is a messenger RNA of Orycteropus afer afer, 1143 nucleotides long. It is a transcript of the gene MDH2, whose product is annotated as malate dehydrogenase 2. Gene Ontology annotation, cellular component: cytoplasm; mitochondrion. Gene Ontology annotation, molecular function: L-malate dehydrogenase (NAD+) activity. NCBI's taxonomy places the organism in Eukaryota, Metazoa, Chordata, Mammalia, Tubulidentata, Orycteropodidae. The record is from RefSeq and is a predicted model, not a curated record. Gene Ontology annotation, biological process: malate metabolic process; tricarboxylic acid cycle.